Molecule: messenger RNA, 279 nt
Organism: Colletotrichum chrysophilum
Lineage: Eukaryota; Fungi; Ascomycota; Sordariomycetes; Glomerellales; Glomerellaceae
Exons: 3
Coding region: 1-279 (92 amino acids)
Source: RefSeq, a predicted model, not a curated record
AUGCCUGCCCAAUCAGCGAACGAGGGUGGUUCUGAUAACGAGGAGGGCACUUAUCGCCCUCGCAAGAGACAAGCCGUGAUAUCGAAAGCUUCGUAUGCAGGUGUGGUAUGCGAGUACAAGGAGAAGGGCCAGCCCGGUUUACGUCCGGGCUACGGCAAGGCAGUCGAGCAACGCCUCAGCUUAUUGGAGGACAACAUGGAUAACAUGUCUCACCCAGCCGCUGGAGGCUCAGCUCUCAGCAUUGGGUACAUCGCCCAAUCCCGCGCCGACAACCAGUGA